AUGCAUCAACAGAUAGGAACAUCCUCUCCCUCAGUAUCUCAACAAAUAGCUGAUGUUCAGCGGCUCGUUGAGAAGUCUGGUGUGAAGUAUGUCAUGCAUUCAGCUGGAACAACUCUAGAAGGCUCAUGGGACGCUGUUUUUGCUGUUAUUGGGCAGGCACAUACCAUGCUGCAUAGCGAGGGUAUUGUUCGUAUCCAGACAGAUAUAAGGGUUGGGUCCAGAACCGACAAAGUGCAAAGAAUGGAAGACAAAGUGGCUGUUGUUGAGAAACUGCUGGGGAAGUCUUGA
Molecule: messenger RNA, 288 nt
Organism: Paracoccidioides lutzii Pb01
Exons: 3
Coding region: 1-288 (95 amino acids)
Cellular component (GO): cytosol
Source: RefSeq, a predicted model, not a curated record